AGGGACUGCCCGGUUGCGAAGGUAGCGAUAGUGGUGGAAGAAGUGUCUUCUAUGGGUUUGCUUUAGUCACAAAUUUAUCAAUAUAUCCGUUUAAUCUUAUUCGCCUAAUUCACAGGCGUUAUCGUGAUAAAUGGUUCAGUUCAUCCACGUUAAUAUUGUAAAUUAGAGACGUCUGGUCUAAAAAGCAUCUGAACAUUAUUGGGUGUUACGAUGCCAUCUCCGAUGGAGGGAUCUUCCAGAGAAGGUGACCUGUUUACUGUGAAACAUGAGCUAAAAAAUGCCAACCUGACAGGCCAUGUGGAGAGGGUGGGCAUAGAAAACUUUGAACUGUUAAAAGUGCUCGGCACAGGUGCAUAUGGUAAGGUGUUCCUGGUGAGGAAAGUCAGUGGGCAUGAUGCAGGGAAACUGUAUGCCAUGAAGGUUUUGAAGAAGGCCACUAUCGUUCAAAAAGCAAAGACUGCCGAACACACACGGACAGAGCGGCAAGUGCUGGAACACAUCCGACAGUCUCCAUUCCUCGUCACACUUCACUAUGCCUUUCAGACGGAUACCAAGCUGCACCUCAUUCUCGAUUAUGUGAAUGGUGGGGAACUCUUCACACAUUUGGUGCAAAGGGUGCGAUUCAGAGAGCAGGAAGUAGCCAUCUACAGUGGAGAAAUAGUGUUGGCACUUGAGCAUCUACACGAGCUUGGGAUUGUUUAUCGAGACCUAAAGCUUGAAAAUAUUCUUCUGGAUUCACUUGGACAUAUUGUUCUCACAGACUUUGGCCUCAGUAAAGAAUUUGACCAGGUGGAAAGAGCGUUCUCUGUCUGUGGCACCAUUGAAUACAUGGCUCCAGAAAUUGUGGAAGGAGGAGAGUCCGGACAUGACAAAGCAGUGGACUGGUGGAGCCUUGGUGUGUUGAUGUAUGAGCUUUUGACUGGUGGCUCACCGUUCACCGUGGACAGAGAUGACAACUCUCACACAGACAUUGCCAAAAGGAUUUCAAAAAAGGAUCCUCCUUUUCCCAAAGACAUGGGGCCACUGGCCAAAGACCUCAUCCAGCAACUUCUUAUAAAAGAUCCAAAGACUCGACUGGGCUCAGGGCCUAAUGGAGCACAGAAUGUAAAGAAACACCCAUUUUAUCAGAAAAUUAACUGGGAGGACUUGGCAGCUAAAAAGGUUCCUGCCCCAUUCAAGCCAGUGAUUCGGGAUGAAUUGGAUGUCAGCAACUUUGCAGAUGAGUUCACAGAGAUGGACCCCACGUACUCCCCUGCAGCACUGCCUCAGAACUGUGACCGUAUCUUCCAGGGUUACUCUUUCAUGGCUCCCUCCAUCUUGUUCAAGAGGAAUGUGGUAAUGGAUGAUCCUGUCCAGCUGUGUGAAGGCUCUGAGAGGCCGGGUUCUGCUGCGGUGGCCCGCAGUGCCAUGAUGAAGGACUCUCCUUUCUAUGUGUGUUAUGAGAUGGAGCUGAAGGACAGUGCUCUGGGAGAGGGGAGCUUUUCCAUCUGUAGAAAGUGUACACAUAAGAAGACUGGACAGAAAUAUGCAGUCAAAAUUGUCAGCAAGAGGAUGGAGGCACAGACACAGAGGGAAAUUGCAGCCCUGAAGCUCUGUGAUGGUCACCCAAACAUUGUCAAGUUACAUGAAAUUUACCAUGACCAGUUGCACACGUACCUGGUUCUGGAACUCCUUGGUGGAGGUGAACUACUUGAGAGGAUUCGCAGGAAACAACAUUUCAGUGAAACAGAGGCAAGCCGCAUCAUGCGCAGGCUCGUUUCCGCCGUCAGUCACAUGCAUGACGUAGGUGUGGUGCAUAGAGACCUUAAACCAGAGAACCUGCUCUUCACAGACGAGAAUGAGAAUUCAGAGAUAAAAAUCAUAGACUUUGGGUUUGCUCGCCUCAAACCACCAGACAAUCAACUGUUGAAGACUCCCUGCUUCACGUUGCAGUAUGCAGCACCAGAGAUACUCAAAUAUGAUGGUUACGAUGAGUCUUGUGAUCUGUGGAGUCUAGGGGUUAUUCUGUACACCAUGCUGUCUGGCCAGGUGCCUUUUCAGUGUCAGGAGAAAAGCUCGACCCACACCACUGCUGAGGAAAUCAUGAAGAAAAUCAAACAGGGAGACUUUUCUUUUGAAGGAGAAGCCUGGAGAAAUGUGUCCCAGCAGGCCAAGGACCUUAUACAAGAGCUGCUGACGGUGGAUCCAAACAAGAGGAUUAAAAUGUGCGGUCUGCGUUACAACGCAUGGCUCCAGGACGACAGCCAGCUAUCCUCAAACCCACUUAUGACACCAGACAUUCUAGGCUCCUCCACUGUGUCUGUCCACACAUGUGUCAAAGCUACUUUCAAUGCAUUCAACAAAUGUAAACGGGAAGGUUUUCGCCUGCAGACGGUGGACAAGGCCCCGCUUGCCAAGAGGAGGAAAAUGAAGAAAACAAGUACCAGCACAGACACCCGCAGCAGUUCUAGUGAGAGCACCCAUUCCUCCUCUUCCUCCUCUCAGUCUCAGGAGAAGACUUUUCUCGAGGGCGACACCCACCUCCAUCCCUCCAGCAGCACCCCUCCCGUGAGCCCCAGCAACACCCCCCUGUGACCGUGAGAAUGGACUCUGACCACGGUCACCAGCCAGUGCCACCAGCCUUUAACUUUGCAGAACCACAGCACGACGUAAAGCAACAGGCAGAUUUAGAGGGUUUCGUGAACUGAAGGAUGGAUGUGGUCGGUGUAGAGAUACCCCUCUCUCUCUCUGUCUCUCACUCGCUCUCUUUGGUAAUGCUCUGCCUCUGGCUCACAGUCGAUUGCAUGGACAGACGCAUGUCUCCGAAACCUAGCAUGCAGCAGGAGCAGCAGACAUGUCCCCAACCAGUCAACUAGUCAUUACUACUAGCAGUAUCCUUUGUCCCUUUGUCUCUCGUUCAAUUCCACAUUCAGACAGAUUUAAUCGGGGAG
Messenger RNA from Thalassophryne amazonica, 2930 nucleotides. RefSeq names its product ribosomal protein S6 kinase, polypeptide 5 (gene rps6ka5). Gene Ontology annotation, biological process: regulation of DNA-templated transcription; intracellular signal transduction; protein phosphorylation. The record is from RefSeq and is a predicted model, not a curated record. Gene Ontology annotation, molecular function: ATP binding; protein serine/threonine kinase activity; magnesium ion binding. The transcript is spliced from 17 exons. NCBI's taxonomy places the organism in Eukaryota, Metazoa, Chordata, Actinopteri, Batrachoidiformes, Batrachoididae. The coding region runs from base 211 to 2574 and encodes 787 amino acids.